AUGGAGCACGGCUCAGAGAGUCCAGGCCAGAGGGAGACCCCUGAGAGUCCAGACGCUUGGCGACCAUCGUCAGGAAAGGCCACGCGUCUAGAGCUGAACGGCAGCCCUGUCCGGCCACAAAGCCACUUUAACGGCACCUUACACCGACCUUUGGGAGGCCUGAUGAUCCCUGUCUACUGUGUGGUGGAGCGGGUGGGAGCGGGAGCAGGAGGUGGAGGAGGAGGUGCAGGGGAGGUGGGAGAGGAGCACGCUGAGUUUGUGUUGGUGCGCCGUGACCUCCUCUUCUCCCAGCUAGUGGAGACGGCUCUGCUGGCCCUGGGGUACUCCCUACAUGCAGCCGUGCAAGCACAGGGCAUCAUCAAAGUGGGACGCUGGAGGCCGAUGCCCAUCCAGCUGCUAACAGAUGCCCCUGAGGCCACAGUGGCCGACAUGCUGCUGGACGUUUAUCACAUGGUCACCCUACGCAUCCAGCUGCAGAGCUAUGCCAAACUCGAGGACCUGCCUUGGGAGCAGUGGACCCACUCCACAGUGCGCUUCGCCCUGAAGGAGCUCCUCAAAGAGAUGAACCAGAACUCCCUGGCCAAAGAGUGUCCACUGACUCAGAACAUGAUCUCCUCCAUCGUUAACAGCUCCUACUAUGCCAACGUCUCGUCCUCCAAGUGCCAAGAGUUCGGACGCUGGUACAGGAAAUACAAGAAGAUCAAAGGGGAGUAUCAGGAGAAGCUGUGGCAUGGGAGGGACAAGCCUGAAAUCAAAGUGGAGAGGGACGCCCUGGCGGACCUGUGCUCCCUGGGCCAGCGCCCCUUGCCUCUCUCGGCCCUCUCCCACUUCAGCUCAGCCCACCACCACCACCAGCAGCACCAGCAGCCAUCGCACCCCAAGUCCAGCUCCCAGCAUGCCCUCUCCUUACCCCCCAGCCCCCCUCUCCACUCCCCCGGGGGCCUGCCCGCCCCCCCACACCCUCCGGCUCCCCCUCCGAGCGUGCUGGGCCCUGGAGGCCUCCUGCAGUCCCAGCUCUCCCCACAGCUGGUGCGCCAGCAGCUGGCCAUGGCCCACCUCCUCAACCAGCAGCUCGCCUUCAGCCGCCUCCUGGCGCACCCCCACCCCAACGCCGGCCCGCACCCGCACCCGCACCCGCACCCGCACUCGCCGCUCAACCAGCAGUUCCUCAACCACCCGCCCAUCCCGCGCUCCGGCUCGGCCAAGGCCUCGGGGGGCCCCGAGGGGCCGGGCGGGGGGGCGGCGGGGGUGGGCCCCUCGGCGCAGGACGUCCCGCCGGACAUCUACAAGCAGGUGCGCGAGGAGCUGAGGAGGGCCAGCGUCUCCCAGGCGGUGUUCGCCCGCGUGGCCUUCAACCGCACACAGGGUCUCCUCUCUGAGAUCUUGCGUAAAGAAGAGGACCCUCGCUCUGCGUCGCAGUCUCUGCUGGUGAACCUGAAGGCCAUGCAGAGCUUCCUGAGUGUGCCGGAGGGGGAGCGCGACCGCAUCUACCAGGAGGAGCGGGAGAGGAACAGCAGCAGCAACGCCUCCAGCCUCACACACACCCCCAGCAGCAGCCCUGCAGCAGGGAGGCACAUACAGACGAAGGCUCCUCCUCCUCCUCUUCCUCACGUGGAGCUGCCGAUCAAGUUCGAGUCGCUGCUCAACAUCACGGCCGCCAUCUACGAUGAGAUCCAGCAGGAGAUGAAGAGGGCCAAGGUCUCCCAGGCGCUGUUCGCCAAGGUGGCCGCCAACAAGAGCCAGGGUUGGCUCUGUGAGCUGUUGCGCUGGAAGGAGAACCCGAGCCCAGAGAACCGGACCCUGUGGGAGAACCUGUGCACCAUCCGCCGGUUCCUGAUGAUGCCGCAGGCCGAGCGCGACGCCACCUACGAGGACGAGUCCCGGCACCACCACGCCGAGCGCGCUCACAGCCUGGCCGCAGAACUACAGGCACAACAUAGGCAGCACAUUCAGACUCUGAAGGAACCUCUGCCCAUGCACAUAGAGCCAUCACCCAUCAUGCUUUCCGAAGAGGCCAGUGUGGUCACUCAGAGGCUCGCUGUGUCCAGCAGAAGUGGCAGCAGCGGCGGCGGCGGCAGCAACGUCAUUGGCACCGGGGCGGGCAGCGGAGGAGGAGGGGGUUCCAAGAAGCCGCGUUCGCGCACCAAGAUCUCCCUGGAGGCGCUGGUGAUCCUGCAGAGCUUCAUCCAGGACGUGGGCCUGUACCCGGACCAGGAGGCCAUCCACACGCUGGCCGCCCAGCUGGGCCUGCCCAAGAACACCGUGGUCAAGUUCUUCCAGAACCAGCGCUACCACGCGCGCCACCACGGCCGGGCCAAGGAGCCCGCUGGAGACGCCGAGGCGGAGGAGGAGGAGGAG
Molecule: messenger RNA, 2358 nt
Organism: Sardina pilchardus (European sardine)
Lineage: Eukaryota; Metazoa; Chordata; Actinopteri; Clupeiformes; Clupeidae
Product: DNA-binding protein SATB2-like
Exons: 11
Biological process (GO): chromatin remodeling; regulation of transcription by RNA polymerase II
Molecular function (GO): RNA polymerase II cis-regulatory region sequence-specific DNA binding; DNA-binding transcription factor activity, RNA polymerase II-specific
Source: RefSeq, a predicted model, not a curated record